UGUCGUUUGGGCGGUGAACUCGCCUGUGGGAUUUAACACAUGUGGAUUUGUUAUUAAUACUGAUGAGAAAAGUCGCCAUGUUCGUGUGUUCGCUAAGUUUAACAUAUAUUUUAAAGAAGCAGCCAAACGCUUGUACAAAACACUGCUCACAUUAGUGGAUGUCAGUUUUGGCGCGACUGUACGUAACUGUGAGGACUCAGGUCAUCAUCGGUGGUAUGAGGAAAGGUAUCUGAUCAGACAGCUGUGUUUAAGACAACUGGAAAUUGAAUACUGGUGAAUGGAAAAGGUCCAACACAGAUUUUUGGAUGGAGAGCUGCACGCACGUUUUCCAGAUCUCUGGGAUCAAGGUCCGUGAUAAGAAGAGACUUUUGGUCCAGAGAAUCCGGCAACUAGGUGGAAUAUACAUAGGUGGCUCAGUCUAUCAACAGGCCAGCACCCAUCUCAUCAUCCCUCAGGUUUUGUCCAGCGAGAAGUUUUUAGCAGCCUGCGCUGCAGGAAAGUGGGUUGUGACUCCAGAAUAUGUGCUGAACAGUUUUAAAAAUGGUUCCUGGCUCGCAGAGGGACCCUAUGAAGUUGCCAUUUCCACAGGUGCAACGUCUUCCUUCUACCCCGUCAGGCAGUGGAGGGAGAAGGUUGCCAGUGGGAGGCUUGCGGGGGCCUUCCAGGGCUGGAGGGUUCUCCUCAUGGUCCAUGAGCCCACGCGCAGGGCCAUGUUCAAACGGCUCCUAAAAGCAGGCAGGGCCCAAGUAUACCACUGCCCUCCUCCCUCUCAUGCCUCUGUUACUCAUGUCAUGGCUAAACCCAUUACAGAGGACUCAAAAUAUCACAAUGCUCCUUGCUACCCUGUAAGCCACAUUGUCCAGCACCUUUUUGGGAGCAAUUGUGUGGAUAUGAAUUUCAACAUAACAGAUGAUCACCCAGCAAAGACGAAGAAGAUCAGUAUUGUUGAUGUGGACUUCUCUAAACUGGAGACUGAGCUCCUGGACUAUGUCAUCAAACAGGAGGGCCGGCCGAGACUGAGGUUCCUUGAAUUUCUGGGUUACCAUGAUCCGUACCGUCCACUGUCCCAGGCUACAGAAACAGACUUCAGCAAUGUUGGUAGUAUGAUAGAGUGUGGCCUCUUCAUUGAAGCCUUAGACUCUAUCAGAAGUGCCGUGUUCCCAGGCCUGCUGCCACCUGCACCAUACCUGGUCUCCCUUUUAGACUAUGCACAGCAGGGUAACGCCACGUCUGUCUUCCUGAAAAAUUUGCAGCAGGUCAUGUAUAACCUGCUUGUGACCAACCCUCCCUGGCUGGCUCCCAACACGGUGAAAAAAUAUUUUACCCAAGUGCUGCAGUGUCCUCGGUGUAAGACGGGCCUGUGGCCUUUUCUAGAGACAGCCAUCAGUUAUUGCCUGUCCAUUGAUGUGUCUUGUCACCCGCUCCCUGGACCUGCCCUGCCAACACUGUUACAUUUCCAUAGUGACAUCCUGGCAUUUUUCCUCAAGCUCUUCCAGGGGGAACUCCACUCUGUCACCACCGGGGAUUUUGUGCUGCCUGAUGGAUCAGGAGUCUCUCAGGCUUCAGUAUCAGGAUCUUUGCUCCAUGGAACCUUCUGGACUGUGUGGGAGCGCGCCACGCUGUUGUCCCGAGCUGUGAAACAACUAGCCCAGCUCUUGGUACAGGCUGUUAUUGAGGACUAUGCUGAGAAGCAGAAGCUGCAUUUGGCGGACACGCUGCUGGACCUCCUGUCUGUGUUGGUUGAGUUCUGGUGUCAGCAGCACUUCAAGUUAAACCAGAACCUGGUGGAAAAGGGUCUAAAAGACUUAGCAGAGCACUUUGCUGUUAUCAGCCAGGAUGUGUCUCCGGUAGUUGUAGCAGAGCUGGUCGUCAGGAUUCGCUCCACCAGACUUAAGUUGGUAAUAGCCGAUGCCACAUUCAAGAGUCUUUGCUGCAGAAAUGGAUUCACAGUUGGAGAUGAACCCCUCUCUUUUAAGAAAAUGGUGCUGUCCUACCUGCCUGCUCUGGGAAGUUUAGCUCAGAGUCCCACCUGUGCUCUCAUCAGGACCGGACCCACCUCCCACAGCGGCACCAGCCAGGGGGCCGGCUGCAGUGCUCUCAGCUCUAUGGAGAACGAAACGAGCAAGGAGAAUGUGAUCAUCCCCAGAGGUUUGAACAGAGUCAACGCAGCAGGAGAGACCCUCCUCCACAGAGCUUGCAAGAGGAACCAAGUGGAAACAGUGCUUCGGAUCCUGGCGCUUCCUGGCACGGACAUCAACGUUAAAGAUCACUCAGGCUGGACGCCUCUGCAUGAAGCGUGCAAUCAUGGCAGCACCGCGUGUGUGGAGGUUUUGCUACGUCACCGCCCUGCGCCGUUUCUUAAUAAGCAGGUGGGCGGAGUCAGUCCACUGCACGACUCCGUGCUGAAUGGACACAUGGACAUCGCUAAAAUUCUACUGGAGCACGCGGGCUCAGUUCUCCUGCAGCAGACUGAUGGAAACGGUCACACUGCACUGGAUCUGGUCUCUGCGACGAGUCGGAGGGAGGAGCUUCUCCACAGCGCACACGUUGGAGACUCAGCCCUGAGAAACUACUCGACUGAGGUCUUGAACCUGCCCCUCCUGGAGGCCGGAUCCUCUCUGCUGGCACACCUUGUUUCCUCCUACCAGCAAGAGAGGGGCCUGCCCGGCCACGCGCAGCCCAGCGACAAGUCCCGCAGCCUGAGCUACAGGCUGGUCAGGACCCUGGAGACACACUCGCACCAAAAAGUGACUUUGGGCUGGACAGACCAGCGGGCAGUGAGGCUGGUGUCGGACGCGGAGACGUUGCUGGAGCUCGGCAGAGGGAGUUACCUCGGGGAGGUGUCUCAGGCAGUGAAAGAGUGCAAAGUAGAGAAUACACUGUUCCUGAUGGAGAUACUGGAGGGUCUUAAGUCUCGGGGGGAAGCGCUACUGGCUGAUCUGUGACUCAGAGUCACUGGACAUCACACUGAAAAAGCUUGAAACUUGAAUGUGCAGCAUGUGAUUGAAAUGCUGACAAAAGGGCAUCGGUGUCAGUUAUAUACAACUGUUUAUUAUGAUUGUACAAUUUAAAAAGGCCUUAAAAUGUCAGCAGACACCUUCUGGCCUUUUUCAAAUGAUGCGGCCGUCUCCCGUCUUCCCAUUCGGGUAAAUAGUAAGUCGGAAGUUAGCUGUAUGUACAUUUCUUACAAGUGCGACGUGCUCUGGCCAUGUUACACUACCUUGUUUUAUAUUUCUCAAUUGUAGAAAUGUUUUUUAUGUUAACACACUGAUUUCUGUGUCGACUGUUACUACCUCAACUUCUUGUUUUCUACGGCUACCUUGUUCACAGAUUAAAAAAAACCAUGUUAACUUAUAUUUAUCACAACAUAAAUAAAAAAAUAACAACUCGUUCAGACAUUCAGAUAGCAUUAAAUCAGCAGAGGGGUCAAGUAUUUUUACACCAAUAAAUCAGGGGGAAAUGGCUACUGCAGUGGCUGAAAGGCGCUCUAACAAAUGGAGUGGUGUCAUGUGAGGGCCACAGUGAAAGAGUAAAAAAGCAGUUCUGCUGGAAGUCAUCUCGGUCGGAGACGCUCGAGGCUCUGAUGUGCACUCAGUGUCUCAGCCACACAGACCGCAGUGAGGAAUGAGCCACUUCCUGAAGCUGAGCAUGAACGAGGAAAGGGGUUUAGGUUUGUUGAAG
Cottoperca gobio is the source of this 3681-nucleotide messenger RNA. RefSeq names its product SMC5/6 complex localization factor 1 (gene slf1). Gene Ontology annotation, molecular function: methyltransferase activity; protein binding; nucleic acid binding. Gene Ontology annotation, biological process: methylation; positive regulation of double-strand break repair; DNA damage response. NCBI's taxonomy places the organism in Eukaryota, Metazoa, Chordata, Actinopteri, Perciformes, Bovichtidae. The record is from RefSeq and is a predicted model, not a curated record. The transcript is spliced from 18 exons. Gene Ontology annotation, cellular component: site of double-strand break; nucleus. Bases 306 to 2945 code for a protein of 879 amino acids.